This is a messenger RNA of Geodia barretti, 1116 nucleotides long. NCBI's taxonomy places the organism in Eukaryota, Metazoa, Porifera, Demospongiae, Tetractinellida, Geodiidae. The record is from the annotation of a GenBank genome assembly.
AUGAGUUCGAAAGAAGCUCUCUCAAACUCCAAGAAGACGGCAGCAAACGAGGGAGACAUGAACGGCGAUUUCCCAGCAGGGUGCACGGGCUAUGGAGGGACAGUGGUCGCCCAGACGCCUCCACAGCAGGUCAGCAGCCCUCUCCAAAGCCCCUCGGCCGCCAUGCCGCCGCUCAAAAGCCCGCACGUAUUGGGCAGUCCCACAGCACGCAUCCCCACCCCGGACGCCACCGGCAAACACGGUAUUCUGGACGGGCACCACGGAGUGCCUGCCGUCGUAAGCUACCACAACGCGGCUCUCCCUGUGCAGGCAGCGGUGCUGCGAGCUGGACAUCAAAUCCAGCUCCAGCCUCCGCCGCUCGGGCGCAUCCCCUUCUCGCUCCACUCGGCGCUGCCCAACGGCGGCGGGCCGUUCCACGUCCCUCCACCCACCCUCAUCCAGAGUGCCCCGCUGGGAGGUGCACCCCCGGCUCUCAUCCCACCCUCCGCAGUCCCACUGUGCUCUCCCGUCACCACCAUGGCCUACCAGCCGGUCAUCCAGAGCCCGCACAGCGCCACCACUCCGCGGAGCAUCCCGCCUACCCAAGCUCCCGACCCCGACUCGAUCGAGGUCAAACAACUAGAAGAGUUUGCCGCCAGUUUCAAGCAGCGGCGCAUCAAGCUGGGCUUCACGCAGACCAACGUGGGCCAGGCCUUGGCCGACGUGCAGGGGACAGACUUUAGUCAGACCACCAUCUGCAGGUUUGAGAAUCUUCAGCUGAGCUUCAAGAAUGCCCAGAAGUUGAAGCCCAUUCUGGAAAAGUGGCUGGAAGAGGCUGAAAAGGCCGGAGGGCCUCAGCGUGAAGAGGAACAGUCCCCCGAACGACGCCGCAAGCGACGGACGUCGAUUGGAGUCGGCGCUAAGGACACGCUCGAACGACAUUUCCUCGCCCAGCCGAAGCCUUCCUCGCUCGACAUCUCGAGAAUCGCUGACGGACUCGGCCUCGAGAAGGAGGUGGUGAGGGUCUGGUUCUGCAAUCGUCGACAGCGGGAAAAACGCGUCCGCUCGUCUUCUGCCACCAACAACAGCCCGCUGGGCGCCGGGACAAAACACGAGAUAAGUCCUCCGGCCCACUAG